CCACCAUGUUCCGCUCACUUUUACAUUCAUCCUCCAGAUUCUCUUCUUCCUCACUGCUCUUUACUCCCUCGCGGUCUCUCACCCCCUACAUUCCAUCCGCAUCCCUCUUCACCCCCACCCCAUCCGCCAACAUGAAGCACCAUCUGAUGGUCGGCACCUGGACCCCUCCAGGCCGCAUCUACACCGUCGCUUUCGACGAUGAAGCCCUCACCCUCGACCUGGUCAAGAAGACCGACAUUCCCGAGGCCGAACCCAUCUCCUGGAUGACCUUUUCGCACGACAAGAAAGCCAUCUAUGGCGCCGCCAUGAAGAAGUGGAACAGCUUCGCCGUUCACAGUCCGACUGAGAUUGUCCACCAAGCAUCCCACCCAGUAGCUGGCCAUGAAUUGGCUGCCAGCGCCGACACCAACACCCGCGCCAUCUUCGUCCUCGCCGCCCACAAACCCCCCUACAACGUCUACGGAAACCCCUUCUACAAAUACGCCGGCUACGGCAACGUCUUCUCCGCUGGUUCCGAUGGCCAGCUCCUCGAGAACAUCCAGAACUACGAAUACGAGCCCAACACCGGUAUCCACGGCAUGGUUUUCGACCCCACAGAAACAUACCUCUACUCGGCGGACCUACAGGCCAACAAGAUCUGGACACACAUCAAGGACGCAGAAACAGGCCAGUUGACUCUGGUGGACUGCAUCGAGGCCCCGUCGCCCGACGACCACCCCCGCUGGGUUGAAAUGCACCCCAGCGGCAAAUACCUAUACGUGCUGAUGGAAGCGGGCAACCGGUUAGCCGUCUAUGUCAUCGACGAGCGGACACACAAGCCGGUCUUCACCCACAUCACCUACCCCCUGCUACCUGUUGGUCUCCCCCCUCGCAACAAAUACCGCGGCGACGUGACCUUCACCACCCGCAGCGGCGAGUACCUCUUCGCCACGACUCGCGGCAACUCCUUCGACAUCACCGGCUACAUCACGGCGUUCAAGCUGGGUCCGAACGGCAACAUCGAGCGUCAGUUGUUCAUCCACCCCACGUCGACUAGCGGCGGUCACUCGAACGCAGUCAGCCCUUGCGACUUUAGCGAUGAGUGGUUAGCGCUGUGCGAUGAUCAACUCGGGUUCGUGGAGAUCUAUCGCUUCCGGGAUGAGACUCUGGCGCGGGUCGCGCGGGUGGAUAUCCCUGAGAAGGGAUUCGGAAUGAAUGCUAUUUGGUAUGAUUAAUAUGACUGUAUGAUAGAUCAAUAUACUACUUUCAGG
Messenger RNA from Aspergillus sclerotioniger CBS 115572, 1250 nucleotides. RefSeq names its product lactonase family protein. Gene Ontology annotation, molecular function: protein binding; 6-phosphogluconolactonase activity. Bases 6 to 1214 code for a protein of 402 amino acids. NCBI's taxonomy places the organism in Eukaryota, Fungi, Ascomycota, Eurotiomycetes, Eurotiales, Aspergillaceae. The transcript has 4 exons. The record is from RefSeq and is a predicted model, not a curated record.